Trichoderma breve is the source of this 1416-nucleotide messenger RNA. RefSeq lists its product as uncharacterized. The transcript is spliced from 2 exons. The record is from RefSeq and is a predicted model, not a curated record. Lineage: Eukaryota; Fungi; Ascomycota; Sordariomycetes; Hypocreales; Hypocreaceae. Bases 1 to 1416 code for a protein of 471 amino acids.
AUGGCACCUAUUCUCCUAACGCCUGAACUCAUCCAGCGCAUUAUAUACUUUCUCAUCCGUGAUUGGACUCGCGAUAGACACCCUCUCCGCCGAUGCGUCGGCAAGUAUGCGGCCGUUAGCCCCCUUUGGCAGGAUACAAUUGAGCGCAGGACUUUUGCCACGCUGUAUCUUGAUCUGGAGCGACUCUCAGAGGUCAACUCUAUCGUCACCCCUCGGCGCCGUAGGUAUGUACGCGAGAUCUUGCUGGAGGUUGUGCUGCCAUGGCCUGGACCGCGACAAAAUCCCGAGAAGGACAAGGAGAAGCUGAGGAACAAUCGCGCACUACAAGCCACGUUUGAAGCUUUUCUGCAGUCGCUAAGUCAGUGGUCUGCGGAUGAGCUGCAUUCAGGCGGCAUUGGGCUCCGUGUUUUCGCGCCUCUACCUGUUGAGAAGAGACUUGACUCUCCAUCAUGGAGAGGGGAGAGGGGACCCAUGUGGAAACGCAGAUAUGCGGAAUCAGUGUUGGAGCUGACGGACCCGGCUCGCAUUCUGCAACAUUCUCCUGUUGUGGCCAUAUCCGAAAUCAAGAUAGAUAGGCCAAGCUUUGAGGAUCGCCACAUCUCUGCAGUGGCUAUUUGCACUUUGUUAGCAAAACUGCCCGCAGCAAAGCAAGUGCACGUUAACUGGUGGAAAUGGAGGCGAUUUUCGAGAAUGCGGACUGACCUUGCUGAUGCCUUGUCUCGAAUCAAUCAUACCAUCGAUGACUUUGAUAUCUGCGAUGACAGCUAUUCUAGCAUGAGUCGGUCUCAAGUGCCUCCAACUACUACACUUUCAAGUGAAGGAGAAGAUGGGCUUUCCAGAGCUUUCCACAUCCUAUCCCAGCGCUUGAAGACGCUUUACAUCGAUGGCAUCAUAGUCAGCGACGAACUAUUCUUUCCUCGGACUCUCUCUGUGCAUAUGGCAGAGCCGCUAUGGGAGAGGCUGGUCACCUUCCAUUUGUGCUAUCCGCCCGUCACUCCGUCGGGUGAAUGGCUCUUCGUUCCCGACCCAAAUGCCUCGGAGGACUCGGAGGACGAAAACUCCAUGGAUAACGAUUGGAUAAGCACCACAUCAAGCCAGGAGCCUAGAUCUGAUCGAUGUAUUGCAACACCAGCUAUGCAGCAAUUUUACAUCGCUGCAGGGCGCGCGGCUCUCCAGAUGCCAGCGCUGGAAGACAUGACGCUCGUUGCGGGGCUCGACGUGGGACUGGGAGUGGACGACGAAUAUUGGCACAAAUUCUGGUAUCAUGCAGAAAGAUCAACGGCCGAAGCGCUGUGGACAAGCAACUCUGGAUUUGUUCCUGACGAUGAUGUUUUGGAGUGUUGGCGAAAAGUACCGAGGAAGUACUUGAAGGGGGAGCUCGAAGUGGAGAUCUCAAGUGACCCGAACGCUGCAUAG